AUGUCGGAGCUCAAGCCAACCCCGAGCCUGGAAGAGAAGUACUCGGGGAUUCCACGACGACUGCUUUCCAAGGCCGACAGCGCAAAAGCUCGCGCCUUUUCCAACCUUACCAUAACGCCAUCUUCCCGUACGGAGCAGACUCUCCCAGUCAUUCCGAAUGGAUAUUCGCGUGGGCGCUUUGAAGAUGCCAUCCGCGCCAUCAGCACAGUCCUCGGUGCGGAGAAUGUCGAAUUAAACAUGAAGCCCCUUGAAGAUGGGUGGUACAUGGAGCAUCCUAACACGCACGACGCUUUCCCCUUGACUGACCAAGAGGACUUGGUAUCAAGUGCGGCCGUCUACCCCGGAUCUGUCGAGGACGUCCAGAGCGUGGUUCGGUGGGCGAACAAGUUCGUCAUCCCUAUCUAUCCUAUUUCAAUGGGUAGAAAUCUGGGAUACGGCGGUGCUGCACCUCGAGUCCGUGGAGCCGUUAUUGUCGACCUCGGUCGCCGCAUGGAGUCGAUUCUUGACAUCAACCCAGAUACUUGUAGCUGUCUCCUAGAACCGGGAGUGUCAUUCUAUGCAUUAUACGAGGAAAUCCAGCGCCGUGGAUAUGGCCAUCUAUGGAUCGACGUUCCAGACCUUGGCGGAGGCUCAGUCCUCGGGAAUACCGUUGAUCGAGGUCAAGGCUACACGCCGAUGGGAGACCAUUUUUCUGCGCAUUGCGGGAUGGAGGUUGUCACCCCUACCGGCGAGGUCAUCCGCACGGGCAUGGGAGCGUUGCCCAACAACAACACCUGGCAAAUCUUUCCGUACGGGUUCGGACCCUAUCCAGACGGUAUCUUCUCCCAGUCCAACUUUGGGAUCGUCACCAAGAUUGGAAUGCACCUGAUGCCCAAUCCCGGCGGGUCCGAGGGCUUUAUGUGCACUUUCAAGGAGGAGGAUGACCUUUUCAAAGCCAUCAACGUCAUUCGGCCACUGAGACAGCGGAACAUACUCGAAAACGUAGCCCAGUUGAAGCACGUCGUUCAAGAAGUGGCUUUGCUGGGCAAGCAACGCAGCACCUUUUGGAAAGGUCCCGGGCCGAUGCCCAUCGAGGAAGUGCGCAAGAUAGCAGCGACAUUGCCCUGUGGCGAUUGCACUUGGAUAUACUAUGGUACAAUCUACGGACCACCAGAAGUGACAAGGGAAAAGGGAAGAAUCAUCAAAAAGGAUUUUCUUUCAAUUCCCGGCGCACGCUGGAUCGAUCGCGCGUCUUUGCCCAAAGAUCACUACUUCUUCAGCCGAGAGAAUAUCUCCAGUGGCAAGCCAGACCUAGUAGAGCUUUCUUGGCUGAACUGGAUGCCUAAUGGAGGCCAUGUCUUCUUUAGCCCUGUUUGCCCUCCCAAUGGCGAAGAUGCCAUGAAGAUCUACGAGAUAGCGAAGCGACGACAUAAGGAAUUCAAUCUCGAUUGCUUCCCCACCUGCUGCAUUGGUAUGCGGGAGAUCCUCCUUAUUGUUAAUAUGGUAUUCGAUCGUGGGGACCCUGUGGAGCGAGAAAACGCUUACAGAUGCAUGCGCGCCAUGGUCGACGAUGCGGCCGCAGAGGGCUACGGGGAGUAUCGCACUCAUCUCCUCCUUGCAGAUCAGGUUGCCGGUACGUACAACUGGAACAAUAAUGCUCUGAUGCGCUUCCACGAGCAGAUCAAGGAUGCCUUGGACCCCAAUGGUAUCCUCGCUCCAGGGAGAAGUGGUAUUUGGCCAAAGCGCUACAGAGAGAAGGAAUUGGAAGUCAUCGAUGCUUCUCGAGUUUCUCAAGCGACUGUGGUCCAGUCUUCGUCGAAGGGUCGCGCGAAGCUGGGGCGGCUGUAG
Aspergillus puulaauensis is the source of this 1827-nucleotide messenger RNA. Its product is annotated as FAD-binding oxidoreductase. Gene Ontology annotation, molecular function: FAD binding; D-lactate dehydrogenase (cytochrome) activity; D-lactate dehydrogenase (NAD+) activity. Gene Ontology annotation, biological process: lactate catabolic process. Bases 1 to 1827 code for a protein of 608 amino acids. The transcript has 4 exons. The record is from RefSeq and is a predicted model, not a curated record. NCBI's taxonomy places the organism in Eukaryota, Fungi, Ascomycota, Eurotiomycetes, Eurotiales, Aspergillaceae. Gene Ontology annotation, cellular component: mitochondrion.